This is a messenger RNA of [Torrubiella] hemipterigena, 2686 nucleotides long. Lineage: Eukaryota; Fungi; Ascomycota; Sordariomycetes; Hypocreales; Clavicipitaceae. The record is from the annotation of a GenBank genome assembly.
AAUAAAACUUCUCAAUUUUGCUUGUUUCAGUGUAAAGGACCCAAUCUGUAUUUAUAUCAUGAAUCAAGAAGCGACAACUGGUGCAGACCCGUUCACCGAGGAGCUGGACAAGCACAUCUCCGCCUCACUGGAUAAGUGGCACGUUCCAAGCUUUGCGCUGGCCGUGGUAGAUGGCGACAAUGUGUACAGCCGAGCCUACGGGUAUGCUACCCUGCCUGAUGUAAAGGCUACUCCCGAAACGUUGUACUUUGCUGCUUCGACUACCAAGGCUCAUCUGGGCGCGGUUCUCUCACACCUUAUCCACUCUAAAGAGUACCCCCAGCUUAAACAGGGAUGGGAAACGACGAUUUCCACUAUUAUACCGGACGACUUUGUCCUCGCGGACGAAUGGCUUACGCAAAACCUGACUCUGGAAGAUGCCAUCUGCCAUCGUACAGGCACAUCGGCCCACGAUGAUGCUUGGUUUAGCGAGCGGGAUGGAAAACAUGUCAGUCUGCGAGAUACUGUUCGCAGUCAGCGACAUUUCCCCAAGGGCUGGCAACCGCGCUAUAAAUACCAGUACAACAACAUGAUGUACGCUACCCUCUCGCAUGUUGUCGAGGUUGUCACUGGAAAGUCUCUGGCUGAAGUCUUCCAAACCAUUCUCUGGGAGCCUCUUGGUAUGCACUCUACCUUUCUUAACCUGAAGGAUGCAGAAGGUAGUCCCAACCAUCUUGCCACAGGAUAUUACUUUGAUCCAGAGACGUCCCAACAUAAGGCACUGCCAGUGCCCGACUUUACCCAGUGCAGCGGGGCUGGCGCCAUCAUUUCCAAUACGCAGGACUACGCAAAAUGGGUCAAAUGUUUGUUUUCAAAGGGUGCGCCGCUCUCUGACGAGGUGCAUGAGGAUAUCCGUAAACCUAGAAUGAUUGCCACCACAUCGCCCUCACAGGGGCAGGAUGUUCGUUUGUAUGCCGCAGGCUGGUAUCGAACCACCAUACAAGGCCAUGUCUUGUACAGACAUGCGGGAGGGACAGACUCUACUAUUACACAAGUCCUCUUUCUACCUGACCAUAAUUAUGGUGUAGUCAUGUUCGCUAAUGAUGCCGAGGGAGGAAAUGGCAUCACGCUAGACGUUUUGUUCAAGUUGGUGUGCGACAAGCUGUCAAUCCCAUCGGACAAGCGCCCUGAUAUGGACGCCAUGUAUGAAGCUGACUUCACACGUUGACAUAAAACUUCUCUGACUAACGAUAUUCUCUUUUAGGAUAACUGGAUGGCUGGCAUCGGCCGACAAGGACCAUGAGGUGGGCACGGUGAUGAAAACAGUGUAUCCUGAUGCACCUGAGACCCCUGAACCGUCACCUGUGGCCAUCGGCGAUCUUUGCGGCACGUAUGAAGACGCUGCCUAUGGUAGGUUUACGCUAGUAGAACAGCCCGAUUCCCACAAGAGUGGCGCAACCAUGCUUACAGCUGAGAGACCGGGGAUGAUAUGGAAGUCCAGCUUUCGGCUUCACCACGUCACCGGUGCCCAAUGGGUUCUUUUCAUCGACCAUGAAAAUCCGAGACCAGCUGUCCUAGGUCACUUUCAGGGUGCCGAAUUCCAGAUUGACGGCGCUGGCAAGGUGACUGGGUUCAAAGUAGACUGGAAGAACUGGGGUGAUAAAUCUAGCAAUGGUGUCACCACUUUUGCCAGGAUCUAAGUCGGGGUGGUCCAGGGGGUGAUAGACAGAGGCUGGUAGUAGUACAAUAUAAAUUAUACAUGAAGAGAUGAUCUAUUUCUUGGCGCGUCGUGGCGUUGCCGUUUUCUUCGCCUUGUGUCCUUCAGGCUCUUCUUCCUCAUCCGCCUUGCGCUUAUUAGCCAUUCGCUCCUUUUUCUCCUCGCUUAGGCCGCCCUCUAAAAUGUCAAAGAAUUGCUGUUCGGUGAUUGUUUCCAGUUCGAGCUCGUUGAUGGUCUCGAGCUUUUUGGGGCCAGCGCGGAAGCCAAGGACAAUGUAGUCUGUGUCCUCCAGCUUUGUUACAACAUCGGCGCCGUACUUCUUGGCCGUCGCAAUGGACGUGUUGCGGUCCAUCGUCUCAAAUGUACCAGUAAAGAGGAUUUUGACACCUUCAAGACAGCCGGGAAUGCCCUUGGGGAUUGUCUUGCGGUGGCCUGUUUUCUUGACAGCAUCCAAAGCGCGCGAUGUAGACGUUCUACCAAUGGCAGUCUUGCUACGCUUGCCAGACUCGACUUUUACUUUUGUCGUGUCUUCUUUUUCUUCUUCGGGUUCGUCUUCGUCAUGGUCUUCGCCAUCUUCAUCCUCACCAUCCUCGUCCUCUUCCAAUUCUUUUUUAAUGUGCUGUUUAGCCUUGGCGCCGUCUUCAGCAGCGCUUCCCGGAUCUACAACAGCUUCAAACACAGAGACCGUGACAUCGUGCUUUUUAGCGCCGCUCUUGGCGCAGUGACCUAUUGAAAGUGGUCAAUGGUGACUAUCUCUUAUAAAAAUUUUCUGAUAUUGGGAUUAGUAAAUACCUUGGUAAAGACCAUUUUUACCCUUUCGAUGCGUUUCCGUCAGAUUGUCGUCGCCGAGCUGCUCGACAACUGAUGCAAGCAAUUGUCUACCUGCUGCAUUGGCUGCGGCCUUGGUCGAAUAGAGUUGCGGCUGUUGUAGGCCAGAAGGGUAUUUUGACCCGUUGGCAACGAAUGCGGACAAAACAUAGAGAACUGGGC